GCCCCUCACCCCCUGAGGGACGGGGCACCCGGCACGCCUGGAUGCCCCUGCCCCGGCCCCGGCAUGGCUGGGAGAAGGCUGCUCCUCCUCGCUCCCCUCGCCCUGGGGCUCCUGGGCGGGCGGGCCGGGGGCGCCCAGCGCGGGGUGGCAGCGGCCUGUCGUCUGGAUGACAAGGAGAGCGAGUCCUGGGGGACCCUGCUGAGCGCGGAGCGGCUGGACGCCUGGAUCUGCUCCCUCCUCGGCUCGCUCAUGGUGGGGCUCAGCGGGGUCUUCCCACUGCUGGUCAUUCCUCUGGAAACGGGUGCCGCGCUCCGCUCGGAAGCCGGGGCUCACCGCCUGAAGCAGCUGCUGAGCUUUGCCCUGGGGGGGCUCCUGGGGAACGUUUUCCUGCACCUGCUCCCCGAGGCCUGGGCCUACACCUGCAGUGCCACCCAAGGGGGCGAGGGACAGAGCCUGCAGCAGCAGCAGCUCCUGGGGCUGUGGGUCAUUGCUGGCUUCUUUACCUUCCUGGGCCUGGAGAAGAUGUUCCUGGACAGCAAGGAGAAGGAGCAGCCCAGCCAGGCCCCCACCAAAGACCUCGCUGCUGCCGUGCGCAAUGGAGGCCUUUGCCCGGCCCCGCCGGCUGCAGUUCCAGGCCUGAGAGCCGAGGCCCAGAAAAUCAAAGUCAGCGGCUAUCUCAACCUGUUGGCCAACACCAUCGACAACUUCACCCACGGGCUGGCGGUGGCCGCCAGCUUCUUGGUGAGCAAGAAGAUCGGGCUCCUAACCACUGUGGCCAUCCUUCUCCACGAAAUUCCCCACGAGGUGGGCGACUUCGCCAUCCUCCUCCGGGCCGGCUUUGACCGGCGGAGCGCGGCCAAGCUGCAGCUGUCGACGGCCCUGGGAGGCGUCCUGGGCUCCUGCUUCGCCAUCUGCGCGCAGUCUCCCAAGGGAGUAGGCGAGACGGUAGCCUGGAUUCUCCCGUUCACCUCCGGAGGCUUCCUGUACGUCGCCCUGGUGAACGUGCUGCCCGACCUUCUGGAGGAGGAGAAUCCCUGGAACUCUCUGCAGCAAGUGCUACUCUUGUGUAUGGGCAUCGUGGUCAUGGUGCUGUUCUCACUCCUCUUCGAGUGACGUUGCCUCCGCUGCCCGCAGGACCACCCAGCAAUAAGAGACUCAUUUCAACGCGGUGCCAGGCAGACGCGCGUGGGAGUGAGACACCCCGGGGAGCUCGGGGGGAGAGAGGUGGACGUGUGUGUGUUGUUGUGUGUGUGUGCGGGCGGGCGUGAGCGAGCUCCCUGGGC
This is a messenger RNA of Tachyglossus aculeatus (Australian echidna), 1283 nucleotides long. RefSeq names its product solute carrier family 39 member 13 (gene SLC39A13). Gene Ontology annotation, cellular component: membrane. Gene Ontology annotation, biological process: zinc ion transmembrane transport; intracellular zinc ion homeostasis. NCBI's taxonomy places the organism in Eukaryota, Metazoa, Chordata, Mammalia, Monotremata, Tachyglossidae. Bases 64 to 1113 code for a protein of 349 amino acids. The record is from RefSeq and is a predicted model, not a curated record. Gene Ontology annotation, molecular function: zinc ion transmembrane transporter activity. The transcript has 10 exons.